Osmia lignaria (orchard mason bee) is the source of this 2622-nucleotide messenger RNA. It is a transcript of the gene Mettl3, whose product is annotated as methyltransferase like 3. NCBI's taxonomy places the organism in Eukaryota, Metazoa, Arthropoda, Insecta, Hymenoptera, Megachilidae. Gene Ontology annotation, cellular component: RNA N6-methyladenosine methyltransferase complex; nucleus. Gene Ontology annotation, molecular function: mRNA m(6)A methyltransferase activity. Gene Ontology annotation, biological process: RNA methylation; mRNA modification. The record is from RefSeq and is a predicted model, not a curated record.
UGCCUCUUCAAAAGGAUACGCAAUAGUAAUGCGAUACGGGCGUUUGAUACAAGUGGAUACUCGGCUUUAAGCAUUUCGCACUGCACCAAAGCGGACUGUUGCAAGUCUCUCAUUGGUGGAGGUGUGAUAAAAAUGGGACUGGUAAGACAGUUGUGACUGUCAUAUCGAAUAUGUGCUCUGUAUGUAAGUAAAACGCAGAUCUAAUUUAAUUUAAUUUAUAUUUUUCCCGGUUCAGAAAAAUAGGAUGCAUUUUUGCAUCCGGGUGGCGUUCUUUAUGGACUUUACCGUCCCUUUUUGCCCAACGAACUCUGUCGGCCACGCGCUUAGGGGAUUGGCGCUACAGCCAACACUCUCCCGCGCAAUUUUGAAACUUCUUUAUGCUUACGCUAAUCGCUCUUUUACUUAAGUAUGUACAUUCUUUCUUUCGCUUUGCCCGUUACAUUUACUCUCUUACGCUUUUGCAUUACUUUUAGUUCUCGCUCGCUUCUUUACAUUCCCCUUUUAGUCGCCUCUUACGACAGGAAGGGGUUACCGUGGCCGUAUUCUACUCCCCCCGAGCCACAGGGGGCUGAUGCAGAUCUAAUCUCCCCUGGGGUUAUCUGGGACCCUCAAAAUCAUGACCCCUUCAGAGCAAAGGCAUGUCCAGUCUUUUUGUAUCUGUAGUCACCGGUUUUCGUUUCAUCAGUUAAGGUUAGAUCAGGUCAGGUUAAUUUUUGCAAUGUAAAGUUACUGAUGCAUUAUAACUGCUUCAUUAUUUUGAAUAAACAUAUAUUCAGGUUUUUGAUUAUGAUCUUUAUCAACCUACUUUAAUUAUUUUUUAUAUGCUUAUGUGUAUGUAUUAAAAAAUUUGUUAUGAAGACAUGUCAGAUGCUUUUGAGGAAAUUCAAGCUCUUAAAAUAAAAAGGAACAGUUUAAGGGAAAAAUUGCAAAAGAGAAAACGUGAGAGACAUGAAUUAUUCACUCUUACUUCUGCAACACCAAUAUCAUCCACCUUAACUAAUGAAUCAUCCCUUGGUAGUGAUGUAGCUGGACACUCACAACGAUCAGAUCACAGUGAAUAUGAAAGGGAUGUUUUAUGCAUUUUACAUGAGUCAUUACCUAAUUUACCUAUCACAUCUGCAGAAUUAAUAGAUCAACUUCGUAAGAAUCUUAAUGCAGAUGUAUGUUCUACAGACAUCCAUAAAAUUUUAGAAAAGCUUGCAGCACAAGAUAUUGUUAAAAUCAAAGAAGUGACAGAGAAUGGUGUUUUUGGAUAUACAGUAUUAUCGGUGAUAGAAUCACAAUCAUCAUAUCAAUCUCAAUCAGAUGAUACAGAGAAUCCAGAGAGCGCAGAAACAUCUGCAUCUGAGUUAAAUGACUACAUGCCUGCAGAAAAACAGCCCAAAUUGGAUAAGAAAAAUACUGAAGAUAUAAUGUCUCUGAUAUCGAUGCCUACAAUCAGAGAGAAAGAAAAUAAAAAGGUUGGAGAACAAAUUUUGGAUUUAUUAUCAAAGCAAACGUCUAAAGAAAAGUCAUUGGCCGAACGAUUUCGAUCUCAAGGAGGAGCUCAAGUUAUGGAAUUCUGUCCUCAUGGCACAAGAGUAGAUUGUGUCAAGUUGAAUGGUGGGCCAGGAUUUGCCGAAAAAUGCAAGAAACUCCAUUUCAAAAAAAUUAUUCAAAGUCACACGGACGAAUCUUUGGGUGACUGUAGUUUUCUUAAUACUUGCUUCCAUAUGGAUACAUGCAAGUAUGUUCAUUAUGAAGUAGAUGGACCAACAACUCAACCAAAAGAAUCGAAUGAAACGGACAAUGUAAAUAGUACUACAGUGACUAAAGGCUUAACACUAGAUAGUAAGAACGGUAAUAGUACUACUUGCCCAACUCCUGGUGGAUCUUUAGGUAGUGAAUUGACUCUGUACCCACCGCAAUGGAUACAGUGUGAUUUACGAUAUCUUGACAUGACUGUAUUAGGUAAAUUUGCUGUUAUAAUGGCUGACCCUCCAUGGGAUAUCCACAUGGAGUUACCCUAUGGUACCAUGUCGGAUGACGAAAUGAGACAGUUGGGUAUACCUGCACUUCAGGAUGAAGGUCUUUUGUUUUUGUGGGUAACAGGGAGAGCAAUGGAACUUGGUAGAGAAUGUUUGCAAUUAUGGGGAUACGAGAGAGUGGAUGAAAUCAUAUGGGUAAAAACGAAUCAGUUGCAGAGAAUAAUAAGAACAGGUAGAACAGGUCAUUGGUUAAAUCAUGGUAAAGAACAUUGUUUAGUUGGUAUGAAAGGUAAUCCAAGAAUUAAUCGAGGUUUGGAUAGCGACGUUAUUGUGGCCGAAGUUCGUGCAACUAGUCAUAAACCUGAUGAAAUUUAUGGAAUUAUCGAACGUAUGAGCCCAGGAACGAGAAAGAUUGAAUUAUUUGGUCGACCGCAUAAUGUUCAACCUAAUUGGAUAACAUUGGGAAAUCAAGUAGACGGGGUUCAUCUGAUUGAUCCUCAGCUCAUUAAAGCCUUCAAAAAACGAUAUCCAGAUGGAAACUCAAUGAAACCCAGUAAACCUUAAUAAUCAUUUUAAACUAAUGUAAGAUAAAUAAAUAAUUAUUUUAUUAUAUAAGUUAUGAAAAUAAAACUAUUUGAUAAAAAUUUGAGACAAA